Messenger RNA from Ilex paraguariensis (yerba mate), 924 nucleotides. NCBI's taxonomy places the organism in Eukaryota, Viridiplantae, Streptophyta, Magnoliopsida, Aquifoliales, Aquifoliaceae. The record is from the annotation of a GenBank genome assembly.
CCCAAGUCAUGAAGUAGUUGGCCAGCCAUUUUCCUUUCAAGCUACCACUCAGCUUUAAGACAAGGAACAAAUUCAAUCAUGUGGGUCAUGCACUUGCAUAUAAAACUAGUUCCCUCAAAUUCCUAGCAUCACAGAGGGGUGAAAAAGGUGAAAGAGAGAAAUGGGUUGCUGUUGGUCCUGCAAAUCAUCCUCUGCAUUCAAUACUAUACGAGUGGUACACUUGAAUGGUUAUGUAGAAGACUUCGAACAUCCAGUUACAGUCAGUGAAGUCACUGGUAAGCCACCAAAGCAUUUUGUGAUCACCCAGGCUGAGCUUCUGUCCACAGGCACCAAGCCUCUCAGACCCGACGCCAUACUCGAGCCCGGCCAUAUCUACUUCCUGCUACCGUACUCAACAUUUCAGUCCAACGUCUCUCCCAUGGAAUUGGCCCCUCUAGCAAGAAAGCUCACUGCCAUAGCCAAAAGUAGCCGGUCCAACACUAAUUCUGCGCGGGUCAACAUUUCGUCUAGCCCGCACGGACUGAGCCCGAUAUGGGGCUCACCGGCUAGUAGUCCUAGCCGGUUUUCAGACCAGUGUAAGGGGGUGGAACCAGAAUGGGGUGUGACAGGGUAUGGUUUGCAAAAGUCGUCCAAGUCACGGUCAUGGAAGCCACUUUUGGCCACGAUCAGAGAAAGAUCGUUUAAUCGGAGAAGUGAAUCGGAUCUACAAGAGAAGAAUUCGGACAACAUGAAAUAGCUUUGAGUAUGAGUAGGGUAAUAGCCAUGGUAAUAGUAGGCGGAAGCUAUGUACUAUGGAAUGAGUUUUAAAAUCGUUAAAGUUUCAUCUAAAACUUACAAUGUUAUGCAAUACAGGUCCGAGACACUUCAGUUUAUCAUUAGGCCCAAGACCCACAUGAUGCCGUGGGCGUGGUGUGUGUCAAGACA